Mustela lutreola (European mink) is the source of this 1223-nucleotide messenger RNA. RefSeq names its product family with sequence similarity 240 member B (gene FAM240B). The coding region runs from base 406 to 642 and encodes 78 amino acids. Lineage: Eukaryota; Metazoa; Chordata; Mammalia; Carnivora; Mustelidae. The transcript is spliced from 3 exons. The record is from RefSeq and is a predicted model, not a curated record.
GCACAUGCAUAAUCCUGUACAUGUUCUAAAUCAUCACUCUUGGUUCAGGCCAAGUCAUAGCACUUGUGGGACCAACCAAAACAGAAGCUCGCCUGCCUUGGAGCUGGUCGGGUAGCAAGAGAUGGAAUUUAUUUAAAGCUGUCUUUCACCACAAGUGAAGACUGCAAUGUCCCUGAAAAGAUAUUGUCUGAUUCUGCUACUAAUAAGGCUCAAAUGACCUUGAAAGGCUCAGGGAUUUCUGUAAUUCUCCACUCCAUUUAUAAAGGGCUGCAACAAUGAGAUUGUAGGACAGUGCCUGUGGCCUUCACAAAUCAGAGCUGAGGAGUCAGGAGCAGAGCUGUGAAACUUGACCUCCUCUGUACCACAGCAGGAUAUCAGCUCACCUGCAAAUUCAUCUUUAAGGGGAUGAACAAUCAAUAUAUUCGUCGAGAAGUCUUCUGCUGUGAAACUUGUCAUGAGCUCAAAAGCUUCUGGGAAAAAGAAAUUAGCAAACAGACUUGUUACAGGGAACUGGAGGAAGAUCGUCAGGGAAGGAGCGCCCUGAGAAAGCUCAGAGAAGAAUGGAAACAGAGACUGGAGAAAAGGCUGCAGAUGCUGGACACUCCUGAUGAGAAGAAAAAGCAAGCAAGCACAGUGGGCUGAGAGCUGCCUGCUUCAUCCACUGCAAAGAUAACAAACCACCAAGGGCACUCUUCUAGAAGAAAAAUCUAACACCCAAGCUAUGUUGAUUUACUAACCAGGAUACUCUCUUUGCUUUCCCAUUUGUAAGGGAUUUACAUGUGAAACCUCCCCCAGUGCUAAUGGGAGUCAUUAUCCAACUCAAUCCUCUCUGCACAGGACAGAGUGACAGGCAAUGUGACAGGGAAGCUCAGGUUAUUUAAUAUAAAAAGCUCUUAGAAUUAACACUCCCCAGGUUUGAAAGACCCAUGUAGUGUAAUUUAUUUCCAUGUUUUCUUUUCAUUUUCAAAUCUGAAUGUUUUAUCUAAGCUUACCAAGGGCAAUGACCUGGAUGGGAAUCUGGCUUCUCUGGAUCUUCUGGAAAAACAGAGUCAAUCUUUUCUUCCUGUCCUGCUUUUUGUGAAUACAGAAAUGCAACUACUUAAAAAAAAAUAAGGCUAUUAUUAUAAAAAGAAUAAUUUAUUAACUAUACAGUUUGAAAAUGAAUUGAACUAAGUAUCUUUCUCUUCCCUUCAUAUGAAUUUUUUUCUCAUAAACAUAUUUAA